Molecule: messenger RNA, 390 nt
Organism: Rotaria sp. Silwood1
Lineage: Eukaryota; Metazoa; Rotifera; Eurotatoria; Philodinida; Philodinidae
Source: the annotation of a GenBank genome assembly
AUGUCAAAUAAUUCAUCUGAAUCUAUUCGUUAUACAUGUAAUACAUUAAAUUGUACGUAUAUUGAUGAUGAAGAACCGCAUGAAAUACUUUCUAAUACAAGAUAUGAAGAUAAAUUAGUAAAAUUUGAUAAAUCAUUAAUAAAUAUUGAACAGCAAUCGAUUGUUUUUUUAAUGGAAGUUCAUCAAUACGUUUUUGAUUUUGGUGGAUCAACACUUAAACAAUGUAUGCAACGAUUUAAACGUAUUAUUUUACCAUUAGAACCACGUUUAUUACUUCUUUAUGCUGGUGAAAAUGAUAUAACAAAUAAUCAAACACCGACAAAUAUACAAUUUAUAUUAACAAUUCGUCGAUUUUUUUUUCAUUAUUACCGAUUGUUUAUAUUUCAAUAA